AUGCUAAUCGACAUAGACGAAACGGUAAGUGAAGAUGAGGUGAGAGAGGCUAUCACAAAGGAGUUAAAUAUAGAAGGAACCUCUAGAAUAGACAUGACGAUUAAGUUAGCACAAAAGACCAACCAAAGAGGGUAUAAAUUCGCCUUUGUCACCAUGGAACAUGAUGCAGUGGAUCUUAUCACUAAGAAAAAAAGAAUAGGCGAAGGCUGGAAUCGAUGCAGAAUCAGAGAGCUCGACCUCUUAGAUAGAUGUAGGAAAUGUUUUCAGAUAGGACAUAUAGCAAAAGAGUGCCAGAGAAAAGGGAGUCAGGAUAGAUGCCAUAGAUGUGGGGAAGAGGGUCAUAAGAGAGGACAGUGCAGCGGAGAAGAGAACUGCUACCUCUGCAAUGAAAAAGGGCAUGGAGCGGAAACCAUGAGGUGCCCGAAAUACAGAGAACUAUUAAAGAGAAAAAUGAGGAGAAGAGGGACCGACUAG
This is a messenger RNA of Diabrotica virgifera virgifera (western corn rootworm), 474 nucleotides long. RefSeq lists its product as uncharacterized. Bases 1 to 474 code for a protein of 157 amino acids. NCBI's taxonomy places the organism in Eukaryota, Metazoa, Arthropoda, Insecta, Coleoptera, Chrysomelidae. Gene Ontology annotation, molecular function: zinc ion binding; nucleic acid binding. The record is from RefSeq and is a predicted model, not a curated record. The transcript has a single exon.